AUAAGGAUCUAAAAUUUUUCUGACUCUGAAAACACUUGAAAAUCCCUCUGGUGUUCAUUCGUCCAAGUAAAUCAAAAAGCUAAAGAGACUCUGAAGCCAAAGAUUUUUAUGGUUUUACGAACGCAGGCUGUUAUUAUACUUUCAUAGCGUCCUCCCUCUCUACUCACUUUACAUUCACUACAAUGCCUGUACUAUAAACAUUCACGCCUGUACAUAUUAGUAAUCAAGAAAGAUUAAUCAUCUCAGUUAAAUAGUUGGAUGUUUCAUCGUUUCAAAUAGCCACAAACCACCUUGCGUGCAAUUGUGAUUUUGGCAGCUAUUUUUCAACUAAAUUAUUAUUUUUGUAAGUUAUUUAGCAAAUAGCUAAGCGUCACCAGAGGCUUUAGUUUGUAGUGUUUAUAGUGUUUAAUUAUAAUUCAAAAGUACAAAGUUUUGGUGAUGGUAGAUAUAUUAAUUAAUAUCUAAAAAUAGUAAUUACAGUAAUAACAAAUUAAUGGCAAACAUGUGAAUAUUAUCUAAACUACUUAGAACACAAAUAAAUUGCUAAAGUGCACUCUAUGCUAUUCUAAAGGAAAACGGAGUUACUUUUCUAGUUUAUAUUAUAUAAAUUUUAAUAACAAUGGCUCAAGCGACAACAAUUGAAACAGUAACAAUCACCAGGCCACUAAAGGUGAUAGCAUUUAUAUGCGGAGUUAUUGUGAUAAUUCUGAUGAUCAUGGGCUUGGCAUCAACGGAUUGGUUAAUGGCAGUAGGCUGGCGGCAAGGACUUUUUGCUCACUGUAUUGAGGAAGGUGCAGAGACUCCUCUGCCAUUCAACGUCGUUGCUGGUCCAGGAUGUUACCAAGCUAGAGAUGUUGGUUAUAUUAAAGCUGUAGCAGCGCUUUGCAUAGUUUGUCUAGUUGCUGAUGUUAUAGCGACGCUCCUAACCGGUCUAGGAUUAAGGUCUAAGGAUCACCGAGAUAAACACAAGUGGUACAGGAUUGCUGUAUUUUGUAUGGGCCUAGCACUUGUAGCUCUUCUACUUGCUCUAAUUAUUUAUCCAGUUUUCUUUUCUGGAGAGCUUACUUUAGGCAACAGAACGGUCUGGGAAUUCGGAUGGGCCUAUGGAGUUGGUUGGGGUGCGGCAAUAUUUUUAUUCGGCGGCGUAGUGCUUUUACUGUGUGACAAAGAAAGCGAAGAAAUUUACUAUAAAGAAAGAAAAAUAGUUCGUGAGGACAUAGCUACUGGGAAUAGUUCAAUGAUAGGCCAUGGUAUCGGUAGUCAUCAUGGAUCCGGGAGAGGCGGUAUUCAACACGCCUAGUGGCAUUGUACCCUGCCCGAUGUUGUCCUCUAGAUCAAUUUAACUGUUUUUUUAAAAAUAUUUUUUUAUAUUUAUAAUUUCCAAAGCGUGUACUUUUCCCAAAAUCUUAUGAUGAUAAUCGCAAGGAUAAAUCAACAAAUUAUUGACAUAAAAAGUCGGAAACUGAUUCGCUUAAGACUCUGUAUCUGUCUACCACUGCUGCGCCAUUGUAAAAUCUUUGAUAAUUUUUAUUUUGCACAUCAACAACAUUUAAUUAUCCAUUCAUUCAUUAUGACCAUCAAUUAUCGAUUAAGAUAAUAAGUAUGUAAUUAUACAUAUUACUUGAGUUUACUAAAUGAAUUGCGUGCAAAGGUUGAAAGUAAGAGGGACCUUUUGCCAAAAAACUAGUGGCUUGAAUAUAUUUUUUUUAAUUGUUAUAAAUAUAACGAUUGUGGGACCAUAUUUUCAAUAUUAUUUUAUCUAAAUUUAACCUUUUAUUAUAAAUUAUUUUAUCUAUUAAAAAAUCCGAAUUUUCAUACUAUUUGAAUUUUUGGAUAAACAUUUUUUUUAUAAAAAGUAGAAUUCUUUUGUUGAUUCUAUCCUUUUUUUAUGAAUGCAUUAAAUGAAGAACUGUAAUAGAAUGGCUUUCAAAAUAUUAAUGAUUUUUACUAUUCAUGACUUUGAAUUUUGUUACUAAGAAUAAUUGUCUCUAUACAAUGUAAUAGCAUUGAUUUUUUUUAUGACAAAUGAUCUCUAUAAAUUACUACUAUCACCAAUUAAUUUAAUUCAUUAGUAAUUCACGUAAACUUAUAUGUAGUUUCAUUCAUAAAAAUUUGAUCAAUAUCAUAAAACAUACUUCAAUAAAGUUAUAAUUUAAAGAGCGUAGCAGUUUAAAAUAAUAAGAGCAUGGCAAAAACACAAACAAGGUAAAAAAAAAAACAAAUAGUAUUAAAUUAUCUUCCAGUUUUAAAAAAAAUCAUAUGUAAUAUGUAAGAUAUUAAUUAGUGUCCCUCAUAGUUACUGCAACGUCUUUGCAUAAUUUUUUCCAACACUUGUGGGAAUUUUUUUUUCUUGUAAUUGGCAAAAUUAAAUUAUGAUUUAUUUAUCAAUAUGCUAAUGUUUACCGUUAUUAAUACACAGUGAAAAAUGUGUAAAUUAUUAUUUUUAAAUUGAUAAAGAACCAAAUAAAAUGGUAAGAAAAUAAAAGCAGCUCGGGCAGGUAUAACAAAUCCAUUGCGCCACUUGUAUUACAAACAGCAUAUGUAUAUAAUCUAGAGAUUUUAUAAAUGAAUUUUAUUAUCAUAGAACCAAUUUAUUGAUAACUAAUAGAGACAGAAUAUUGUACCUUAUUGGCAUGAGUGCGUAAUUAUUGACUUAAUAUAGAUGAAAAAGUUGAAUUACUUGUAUAAUUACUAUACUUUUGUUGGCGCAUUUUUCAGUAUUUAACACACGAUAUACUUGCGCGAUACAAAUUUACCAACUUCCGACAAAGUUGAUAGAAACGUAAAAAAACUUUCCUGUGCAUUGUCGAGCAUAAAUUUCUGACUAAUUUAAUAGCCAAAAUUGUGAUUCAAGUAUAUGAUUAAACAUAAUAUGAAUAAAAAUGCGUUGACGCGAUAAAAAAACUCCUCAAUAACUUAUAAGAUUUAAAGGAUGCAUUCAUUAAAAAGGCUGUAAAAUGUCCGUCUCGUUGACUUUGUAAAAUUUCGAGUCAAGUGAUGAAUGACGCAUGUAUGAUUUAUAUACGUAGCUGAACAAUAAUAUUUUAGAUCAUGAGUAAUAAGAUUAAACGUGAUUCUUUGGCACUUUCAUAUCAAAUGAUAAACAUAUCGUUAUAUAUUGAAAUUAAUUACUCUAUACAUAUAUUAUUAAUGUAGAAAAAAUAUCAUGAGCACGUUACCAGUAAAUGAACGAGAAUAAAGAAAGUAAAUAUAUAAAUUAUAAUGAAAGUUAGUUGUCUUUUUAAACAAUGAAAGACGUAGAAUUUAGUGAGAGUACUAUUGAUGUUGGUGUUAGAAUCGAUGGUCCAUUAUCAUUUGUUGUCAACAUAUCGCAGUAUUGUACAAAAAAAAUAAAAGUAUCCGUCGAAAAUUA
Molecule: messenger RNA, 3373 nt
Organism: Chelonus insularis
Lineage: Eukaryota; Metazoa; Arthropoda; Insecta; Hymenoptera; Braconidae
Product: transmembrane protein 47
Exons: 4
Coding region: 620-1300 (226 amino acids)
Biological process (GO): cell-cell adhesion
Cellular component (GO): cell-cell junction; membrane
Source: RefSeq, a predicted model, not a curated record